AGAGACGGACGAAGGCCAGUAGUGGAAAACCAGAGAGGAGAGAGAAGAGGCAGCGAGCAGCAGACCACUCUUUGACUGACGCCAGCAUGGGCUCCUUCUCCACCAUCACCAUCAGCUUCCUCCUCUUUCUGGCAUUUCAGUUCCCAGGGCAAACCAGAGCUAACCCCCUGUACAGCUCCAUGUCCAAUGCUGACCUGAUGGAUUUUAAGAAUUUGCUGGACCAUUUGGAGGACAAGAUGCCUUCAGAAGAUGAGGUCAUGCCCCCACAAGCACUAAGUGAGCAGAAUGAGGAAGCGGGGGCAGCUCUCAGCCCCCUCCCUGAGGUGCCUCCCUGGACCGGGGAGGUCAACCCAGCCCAGAGAGAAGGGGGUGCCCUUGGGCGGGGCCCCUGGGACUCCUUCGAUAGAUCUGCCCUCCUGAAAAACAAGCUGAGGGCACUGAUUGCUGCCCCUCGGAGCCUGCGGAGGUCCAGCUGCUUCGGGGGCAGGAUGGACAGGAUUGGAGCCCAGAGUGGACUCGGCUGCAACAGCUUCCGGUACCGAAGAUAAGGGCCAGACUCCGGCGGAUUGCAAGAAACCCUCUUCUCCUGGGGACUCUCACUCAACUUUGUCCCAUCUCCAUGAUACCGAGUUGUGACAAGCACCCUAUUCAAGAUGUAGCCUCCUAUCAACAUUUCUCACAUUUUAUGCUAAAUGUAGAUAAACUGGCUUAACUGUGGCUUCCCCUCUCUCUCACCCCAUGCAUUAAAUUUUAGGGUAAGCCCUCACCUGUUACUGAAAGAGAUUUGAAAAUGAAUAAACUUCAGCACCACGGACA
Molecule: messenger RNA, 816 nt
Organism: Rhinolophus ferrumequinum (greater horseshoe bat)
Lineage: Eukaryota; Metazoa; Chordata; Mammalia; Chiroptera; Rhinolophidae
Gene: NPPA
Product: natriuretic peptide A
Exons: 3
Coding region: 87-548 (153 amino acids)
Biological process (GO): neuropeptide signaling pathway; receptor guanylyl cyclase signaling pathway; negative regulation of systemic arterial blood pressure
Cellular component (GO): cytoplasm; nucleus; extracellular region
Molecular function (GO): hormone receptor binding; hormone activity
Source: RefSeq, a predicted model, not a curated record